This is a messenger RNA of Amoebophrya sp. A25, 1183 nucleotides long. The record is from the annotation of a GenBank genome assembly. NCBI's taxonomy places the organism in Eukaryota, Dinophyceae, Syndiniales, Amoebophryaceae.
GUGCGCGAAGAUGUCCUUGGCUCUGGAUCCUAUUCCGAGGUAGUGAGGGUGACUCGCACUCGAGGGUCGCCGGGAGCAAAGGCCUCGUCCUAUGCCAUGAAGAUCUUAUCGAAACGGCAAAUACGAGAACGCAAACUCGAGGUCCAGCUAAUGCGAGAGGUGAAGAUUCAGAUGCAAGCGAGCAAACAUCGGAAUCUGGUCUCGCUAUUUCAUUACUUAUGAUGACCUGCUCCACUAGAUGUAGGUGAAGGUGUAGUGUAAGUAUCGUAGUGUAAGUUCUGCCUCUCCGUUUCAUGGGCUCUUCUAGUUCCUACUUUUUCUCUGUGCACCAGGUGGUGCCACUCCUCAUCUUUGUCCCCUCUCUCUUUCUUUCUCUCCCCCCGUUCGUUCUCCUCUCGCUAGAAGUACCCAAGACUCGUUCAUGUCCCUUCGAAGAUGCAGCGAGCGUCUACUUGAUUUUAGAGUGCGCGGACCGGGGUCACUUGUUGCAGUACAUGAGGAGAUUUCCGAGACUGCAGAUCGUGCCGAUUGACGCUGCUCUUCGGUUUUUCGUUCAUGUUUGUCUCGGAGUGCAGUUUCUUCACGAGCGACUCCGCGUCAUCCAUCGAGAUUUGAAAUUGGAAAACCUUCUGCUGAUAAGGCUUAACAUUGAGAGAGUUUGAAUUUAUUUCAACGUUCUACUUCGUCGGUACGCCUAUUAUGGGAGCACAAAGGAUAUUCUUGUCCGCUUAGUAGGAAAGUAAUGCGGAAGGUCACGGAAUCUAGUGCUACUUAUCUAUCAUGUAAGUUCUUGUAUCAUGGUAGUUGGCGAAGAUCUCCAGCGUUAAUACAGUCUGCUAGUCCAGCGAGUUCGAGCAGUAGCGUUGUUGCAACAGGAAACGGCGACUCAUCGGAAUCUUUUCUUGGGAGCCAAAGCCAAUGUACUUGGGUUUGCAAAAUUGCCGAUUUCGGUUGGUCGGCUCAUGUCGAUGGGUCCCUCACGAAAGCAGCAGAUACUGUAGGUUCCUCGCAGAAAGAGCAGAAGAGUAAAAAUACAUCAGCAGGCGCAGGAGAUGAUUUCGCUGAUCCCGACCGUCGCGCAACGUUCUGUGGCACCGAAGACUACCUGUCGCCUGAGAUGCUCCUGCAGGAGACGCACAAGAUCGGGAGACCUGUGGACAUUUGGGCACUGGGGGUCGUCUUC